This is a messenger RNA of Coregonus sp. 'balchen', 8051 nucleotides long. The record is from the annotation of a GenBank genome assembly. Lineage: Eukaryota; Metazoa; Chordata; Actinopteri; Salmoniformes; Salmonidae.
CUGAUUGGUUAACCACUUACACAAGCGCUUGCACAAAGCAACAACAUUGAAGUUGUAUAAGACAAUUUACACAAUGCAUCAGAAUACAGUAACAUCUUCUCAUCGGAGCGCGUCCACAGUUUAGGGAUAGAACACUGCAGUCCUGCUGUAAACUGAUAGAAGGUAAGAUUUAUGUCUUCUUCUCCCAAAUGAAUAAACAGCAACACACACACAGGUCCAUGUUUUUAAAUAAGUGUUCAUCUCAGUAUUACAGUUGUGAUUACCGAAUUGCAUAACUAACAUAAUAUAAUAAUAGUAUAGAAUAGAAUGUUUUACAGGUGCAUUCAAAACUCAUGACGUAAUCUUAUGCAAGAGAUAUUCACUGCACGUAUGUUUUUUUUGUUUCUAUCUAUGACAGUUCACUGCAUAUUUAUAGUAAGUAUUUUCACUUUUGUGCACUGGUACGCACAAUUUUGUAUAAGUAAUUGUCAUAUUAGGCUCUUGUGGACAGGGGUGAAUAAGAAUUUAGCAGUUUGAGGCUAUUGCUGUUGUUGAGUCUAUGAUGUAAUACGGUAAAUGAUGCACAGUAGACUCGUUUUAUUGUUCAGUGUGUUUCCUGCUAUACUGCUCUCACCAACCUAUAUUCUGCAGUAGCCUAUGCUAUGCAUGCAUGCCCUAUGAUUCUAAUGUGGAUAUUAAAAUAUGGUGUUUAAAACCAUGUAUUAACAUAGAGGUUUAAGUUGACAUCUAAACACCCUGUAAAUUGUUUGCAUUUUUAACUAAGCCCAUUUGGUGUCUAUUGCAGGGUUGGAUCAAUUCCAUUUCUAUUCAGAUUGUUGUGAUGAUGCUGCGUUGGUGGGCGGGUCUUCCCCUGCUCCUCCCCCUCCUGGUGCUGUGUGGGCGUGGCUUGGCCCAGAGUUCUGAGCCCAUGUUCCGGUCGGUGACUGAGACAGUCCUGCCUCCUGACAACCAGCACAACCCCACCCAGCUGAACUAUGGGAUGGCCGUUACUGAUGUGGACGGGGACGGAGACCUGGAGGUGGUGGUGGCGGGGUGAGAGAGGGGAGGGGGGAGGUUAGAGAGAGAGAGAAAGAGUUAGAGAGGGAUGGAGAGGAGAGAGGGAGUUAGAGGGAUGGAGAGGAGAGGGCAUUCAAAGGCCAUCAUUGAGUACAGUUUACUGGACCAUAGGACUUUACAGGCUAUGCAUAAAUUACCCAAUGUUCUCAACCUACACCCAUUCUUGGGUACAACGGCCCUAACCUGAUCCUGAAGUUAGGGCUGUGGUCAAAGUAGUGCACUAUCCAGGGAAUAGGGUGCCAUUUAGAACUAUACCUACAGUGGGGGGAAAAAGUAUUUAGUCAGCCACCAAUUGUGCAAGUUCUCCCACUUAAAAAGAUGAGAGAGGCCUGUAAUUUUCAUCAUAGGUACACGUCAACUAUGACAGACAAAAUGAGAAAGAAAAAUCCAGCAAAUCACAUUGUAGGAUUUUUUAUGAAUUUAUUUGCAAAUUAUGGUGGAAAAUAAGUAUUUGGUCAAUAACAAAAGUUUCUCAAUACUUUGUUAUAUACCCUUUGUUGUCAAUGACACAGGUCAAACGUUUUCUGUAAGUCUUCACAAGGUUUUCACACACUGUUGCUGGUAUUUUGGCCCAUUCCUCCAUGCAGAUCUCCUCUAGAGCAGUGAUGUUUUGGGGCUGUCGCUGGGCAACACGGACUUUCAACUCCCUCCAAAGAUUUUCUAUGGGGUUGAGAUCUGGAGACUGGCUAGGCCACUCCAGGACCUUGAAAUGCUUCUUACGAAGCCACUCCUUCAUUGCCCGGGCGGUGUGUUUGGGAUCAUUGUCAUGCUGAAAGACCCAGCCACGUAGUGUGUUACUGAUGGUAGGCUUUGUUACUUUGGUCCCAGCUCUCUGCAGGUCAUUCACUAGGUCCCCCCGUGUGGUUCUGGGAUUUUUGCUCACCGUUCUUGUGAUCAUUUUGACCCCACGGGGUGAGAUCUUGCGUGGAGCCCCAGAUCGAGGGAGAUUAUCAGUGGUCUUGUAUGUCUUCCAUUUCCUAAUAAUUGCUCCCACAGUUGAUUUCUUCAAACCAAGCUGCUUACCUAUUGCAGAUUCAGUCUUCCCAGCCUGGUGCAGGUCUACAAUUUUGUUUCUGGUGUCCUUUGACAGCUCUUUGGUCUUGGCCAUAGUGGAGUUUGGAGUGUGACUGUUUGAGGUUGUGGACAGGUGUCUUUUAUACUGAUAACAAGUUCAAACAGGUGCCAUUAAUACAGGUAACGAGUGGAGGACAGAGGAGCCUCUUAAAGAAGAAGUUACAGGUCUGUGAGAGCCAGAAAUCUUGCUUGUUUGUAGGUGACCAAAUACUUAUCUUCCACCAUAAUUUGCAAAUAAAUUCAUUAAAAAUCCUACAAUGUGAUUUUCUGGAUUUUUUUUCCUCAAUUUGUCUGUCAUAGUUGACGUGUACCUAUGAUGAAAAUUACAGGCCUCUCUCAUCUAUUUAAGUGGGAGAACUUGCACAAUUGGUGGCUGACUAAAUACUUUUUUUCCCCACUGUACUAAUGUUCUCUACUUCCAUUCUCAGGUACAACGGUCCUAACCUGGUCCUGAAGUAUGACCGUGGUCAGCGGAGGCUGGUGAACAUAGCGGUGGACGACCGCAGCUCUCCCUUCUACGCCCUGAGAGACCCCCUGGGGGAACGCCAUCGGGGUGACGGCCUGCGACGUAGAUGGGGACGGGCGGGAGGAGAUCUACUUCCUCAAUACAAACAACGCUUACUCUGGUAAAUAACAAUAAUAACAGCAGGUAAACACAAACAACACCAACAACAAUGCUUAGCCGAGUAAACAACAACAACAACAAUGCUUACUCUGGUAGUCAGUAACAAUCUUCUUUUGGAAGGUCGGGCCACAUACUCUGACAAGCUCUUUAAGUUCCGUAACGGACGCUUCGAGGACCUGCUGGGUGAUGACAUCAACGUGCGCCGAGGAGUAGCCAAUCGGAUGGCAGGACGCUCCGUGGCGUGUGUGGACAGAAAGGUAUGUAAACAAUCAGUCUAUCCAUCUAAUUAUCCAUCAAUCAGUCUAUCCAUCUAAUUAUCCAUCAAUCAGUCUAUCCAUCUAAUUAUUCAUCAAUCAGUCUAUCCAUCUAAUUAUUCAUGAAUCAGUCUAUCCAUUUAAUUAUGAAUCAAUCAGUCUUUCCAUCUAAUUAUUCAUCAAUCCAUCCUCUCACUAUUUUCUCUGUCCAUCUCUGUUUGUCUGUCUGUCGUCUAUCUGUCUGUCCGUCUCUCCCCCCCUCUUUCUCUCUCCUGUAGGGUACAGGGCGUUAUGCUGUGUAUGUAGCUAACUAUGCCAGUGGUAAUGUUGGUCCCCAUGCCCUGAUAGAGAUGGACGAGGCAGCCAGUGACCUGGCCAAAGGCAUCAUCGCCCUGUCUGACGUAGCAGCACAGGCCGGGGUCAACAAGUACACAGGUACUAGACAAGAGUGAAUGGAAUAAGUGUGUGUGGGCUUACCCAUCUCAAACCAAUACCUUCUAUAUCAUUUAUCUGUUUGUCUCCUCCCACCAGGUGGGCGUGGUGUAGUGGUUGGACCAAUCCUGAGCCAGAGCAGCUCUGACGUGUUCUGUGACAACGAGAACGGACCUAACUUCCUGUUCCGGAACAAUGGAGACGGAACCUUCACUGACAUGGCUCAACAGGCAGGUGUGUGUGUCGAGGUUGGGUGUGUGUCGAGGGUGGGUAUAUGUCGAGGGCGGGUGUGUGUGUCUAGGGCGGGUGUGUGUGCCAAGGGUGUUUGUGUGUCUAGGGUGUGUGAGGAAGAAGAGAUAAUUGGGCCAUAGCCAUGAUCUCUGCAUAGUUGUUCUUAUGACAGUGAUGUGGCUCCCCCUGUAGGUGUGGAGGACCGCUACCAACACGGCCGAGGCGUGGCGCUGGCAGACUUUAACGCUGACGGAAAGACUGACAUCGUCUACGGAAACUGGAAUGGCCAGCACAGACUGUACCUACAGGACAACAACCAGAGAUUCAGGGUGAGGGAGGGGAUGGAUGGAGGGAGGGAGGGAGGGAGGGAGGGAGGGAGGGGAUGGAAGGAUUGGGGGAGGGAGGUGGCUGAGGGAGAUAAGGAGGAAUGGGACGUCAUGGAUGGGAUGGAUGGUUGGAGAGGAGUGGGGAUUGAAGGAGGAUGGGAGAGGGAGGGAGGUAGUGGGAUAGAGCAGAGGAAAUGGGCUAAAAGGGAAGUGGAUUAAACCCUUUGUUCCCUCAUUCUCUAUAUCUAAGUAAGAGAUAAUAUAUAUAGAUUAGAUAGAGCUAUCGGUAAAUGCUAGAUAAGAGAUCCGGACUCCCAUAUCUAUGAUUCUCUAUCUAUAUAAUAGAUAGCCUCCCUCUCUAUCUCUCUGUUCUCCUCCCCUCUCCUAAAGCUCUCUCCUCUUCUCUCUCCUCUAUGAUCAUCGUCCGACUUAUCUCGGUGCAUCUCUUCCUCUGCUCUCUCUUUCUCUGUUCUCUAUCUACCUCUCCUCCCUCUCUCUCUCAAUCCCCUCUCUCUCUGUUCCCCCCCUCUCUUCCCGCUCUCUCCUCUUUUCCCUCCCUCACUCUCCUCUCUCUCUCUGUCCCUAACUCCCUCUCUCUCUGUUCAUUCCCCCUCUCUCGUCUCCCUCUCUCUCUCUCCUGUUUCCCUCCUCUCCCUCACUCCGUCAGUUCUCAGAUCGAUCUAGUCCUCUCGCCUCAUCUCGCCUACCUCUACUGUCGAAGUCUCUCUCUCUGUUCAUCUCUCUACUAACGACCUACGUCAUCUCUCGAUCGUCUCCGAUCUCACAUCUCUCUCUCGAUCAUAUCAUCCCAGGUAAGCAGGACAUACCAGGGGGCCAUAUCUCCUGCAUCCCUCUCCUGUGAGGACAGUCAUUGCUGCUGACUUUGACAACGACCAGGAGCUGGACAUCUUCUUCAACAACAUCGCCUACAGAGGACACGCCCCAUCGCCGCUUUGGUACACUCGACCUCAGCCACUUUGACUUAACUUCAAUCAUAACUCGCUGGGUGUGACAGAUCAAUAACUGGUCUUUUGACUUGAACUGUGAGAUAAUAACUGUGGGUGUGAGAUAAUAACUGUGGGUGUGAGAUAAUAACUGUGGGUGUGAGAUAAUAACUGUGGGUGUGAGAUAAUAACUGUGGGUGUGAGAUAAUAACUGUGGGUGUGAGAUAAUAACUGUGGGUGUGAGAUAAUAACUGUGGGUGUGAGAUAAUAACUGUGGGUGUGAGAUAAUAACUGUGGGUGUGAGAUAAUAACUGUGGGUGUGAGAUAAUAAGAAAAAGAGAGAGAGCGAGAGAGAGAGAGAGAAAGAUAGACCGUUUCUGAAAUGUGUUGUCUGCCUGCUCCUCCAGGGUGGCCAGGAGGGCUGGUGCUGACCCCCAGAUAGAGGAGCUAAACGUGGGGGAGGCAGCAGAGCCACAGGGCCGGGGUACAGGUAACCACACCUUGCAGACUCAUUCUUUUGGUCCCUAUACAACAGGGGAGUCAAAAACUAAUUUCCUGGAGGACCGUGUAUCAGCUGGUUUUGUUGUUGCCAUGUCUAAUUAAGACAUUGACAACCAGGUUAGGGGAGAUCCUAACUCGUCAAUGACCUUCAUUUAUCAAUCAAACUAGGAGCGAAAACCUGGAGACACUCGACCCUCCAGGAAUUGAGUUUGACACCCCUGUAAUACAAGAUUAAUAAAGUAUUCUCAAACUAAUGUAUUCUGUUUUUGCUGAGUAUUGGUUAAAAACAGAAGUUACGACACACCCGGUUCAGGUGGUUCCCCUGGUUUACGAGGGCUAAACAGGCCCUGUUUUUGAUUGGCCGUUUGAUGUUUUGACUCUGUGAUUGACAGGUGCCACGGUAACAGACUUUGACGGGGACGGUCAGUUGGACCUGCUGGUGGCUCAUGGGGAGAGUGCCUCUCAGCCCAUCUCUGUCUUCAAGGUCACUCAGGUCAGUCACUACCAUAGAGGUAGAUAGAGGGCACAUCAUUGCAUCUUUGCCAUAAUGGCUUCUGUGACAGCACAGGCAGCGCCAUUGAUGACUACCUCUAUUUUAAAGUAGUCCAUUUUCGUCUUAUUUUGGGUAUAAUUAUUUUUUUUAAACUGUAAAGCUAAUAUUGGUGAUUUACCAUCAGUGCUUGAGUCCUGAUCCUGCUACAACGGGUUCUAUCCAUCCAGACCCCUCUUUCUCUCUAUGUUCACUACCUCAUUACUGCUCCCUGGUGGAGAGUUACUGCAAGCAGAUGAGAUUUCAUUUAGAUAUUUUGAUGCAAGACGAUGAUUACAAAUCAAUAUGUUAACUCCUUGUUUAUUAUCAUAUUUAUAUGGAAGGAAGGAAGGAAGGAAGGAAGGAAGGAAGGAAGGAAGGAAGGAAGGAAGGAAGGAAGGAGGAGAGGAUGUACUCUCAAGUGUUUGAACAGGGCCCAUGAUAUCAUCCGACAUAUUCCUGACCCCAUCACCUUUACCCCCUGAUAUUUGACCCUGACAGGGCUCGUCCAAUCACUGGCUGCGUGUAAUCCCUCGCACGCGGUUCGGCUCCUUUGCCCGUGGGGCCCGAGUCACGGCCUACACAAAUCAGAGCGGGGCUCUCACACGCAUCAUCGACGGAGGCUCGGGGUACCUCUGUGAGAUGGAGCCUGUCGCCCACUUCGGACUGGGUAACUUCCUGUUUGUGUCUGAGAGGAUCUGUAGAGAUCUGAGAGGAUUUGACAGGUGCAGUCAAUAUGAUAAUUGCUUCAAUUUCCCCUCUGGCUAUGAGGUGGAAGUUUUGCCAUAUUGCUUAUACCAAUCAAAUCCUCUCAGAUCUCCACAAGUGCAUGGGGCACAGUGAAGGCUGCAGAGGGAAGGACGGCUCAUAAUAAUAUCUGAAACGGUGCAAAUGGAAUGGCAUCAAAUGUGUUUGAUGUAUUUGAUAACAUUCCACCUAUUCCGCUCCAGCCAUUACCACAAGCCCAUCCUCCCCAAUUAAGGUGCCACCAACCUCCUGUGCAGUAGACAUAUCGUAGACAUAUUAGCUAGGAGUUCUGGAUAGCUUCUGUAUUUAUCUUCCUUUCUUCACAUUGGCUCACAGGCAAGGACGAGGUCACCGUGGUGGAGGUCUAUUGGCCGGAUGGCCGUUCCGUGGCCCGCCCACUGCAGCCUGGUGAUAUGAACUCUGUGAUGGAGAUUGGCUACCCUAAAGAAGGGGAGGAGUCUGUGCUGACCCCUGAUACCCAGGUACGCACCACGGACCUACACCAUGACAUAUGAACUAUGACCCUGGCUAAUGUUUCAGCCAACCCAUGACCAGUGACUACAUUCUUACCCCUUUAUGACAACAGUAGUAUUGUAUUUUCUGUUUUAUUACAUCGUAUGGAUAUUUCUAACCGUUUGACUUCUUUCUCCCAAGACCAUCAAUGAAAUACACGUGUAGUUGUUCACUAGUAGUUAUUCAGUGGUUGAUGAUUCAGCCUUUCUGUUACCAUUCAAAAUGGUGGAGCUGGAUGUGUCUUUGAACUGACGUUCUGGUCUUUUUCAGUGUGGGGAAGGAUUCCUUGUCAAGAAUGGCCGCUGUGCAGGUAUGUAGAUCUCUGUCUUGUCUGGCAGAGAAUAGAUGGAAUAUAACAUAACACUUACAAUAUAGUAAACAUACAGAUUAAUAAAUGAAGUUCUCGCUCUCUCUCUCAUUCUCUCUCCUCUCUGGCCCUCUCUCUAUCUCUCUCGCUCUGUCUGUAUAUCUGUCUCUCUCUUUUCCCCUCCUCUCUCUCUCUCCCUCCCUCCCUCUCUCUGCAGGUAUAUGAGGGCAGUGAAUGAGAUACCUUGAAGCAACAUAAGAAAUAUGCCUUGUCAUCGAGAUAAUGUAUACUGUCAAAGACAGAUGAUACUCCAUAUUGUUUUACUCAUUUGAACCACAGUAGAUUAUCUCUGUUUUUCUUUGAUCUUUCAUAAGUGUCCUCUUCUCUGUGAAACCUUUUGAUUUUUCUACUUUUCUUUGUUUCUCUUGAAAAUACGUUUUUUUUCCCUCUUUUUGCUAAUUUAUUAGAAUUAGUUGAAGAAUAAUCAACCAUCCCAAAUAAAUCAAUAAAAC